AUUAAGGAUACAAAAAAAACAACAUCAUUAUCAUCAUCACCAUCAUCACCAUCAUCAUGAAGCAUUUCUCGUGCUUCCCUUUUUUGCAUUUCGGAAAGACUGCAAGUUUGAAACGUCUGGUGGUGAACCCAACCACCAGGGGGAAGGUCCCCCGCCAUUUGUUCCUCUCCGCUUGACCAGUUGCCUGGACCACAGCAACAUGACCACUGGGACAGCGCAACGAUUUCUAAGCAUGGAGUGGUCAUCUUCGGGUG
Molecule: messenger RNA, 254 nt
Organism: Aplysia californica (California sea hare)
Lineage: Eukaryota; Metazoa; Mollusca; Gastropoda; Aplysiida; Aplysiidae
Source: RefSeq, a predicted model, not a curated record